This is a messenger RNA of Dichomitus squalens LYAD-421 SS1, 1458 nucleotides long. RefSeq names its product Zn-dependent exopeptidase. The coding region runs from base 1 to 1458 and encodes 485 amino acids. Gene Ontology annotation, molecular function: metalloexopeptidase activity; protein binding. The transcript is spliced from 4 exons. Lineage: Eukaryota; Fungi; Basidiomycota; Agaricomycetes; Polyporales; Polyporaceae. Gene Ontology annotation, biological process: proteolysis. The record is from RefSeq and is a predicted model, not a curated record.
AUGUUCCCCCGGUCGCUCCAGCUAACUUUCAUAUCGAGGAGUCUUCUCCUUCUCGCCAUCAUCGGACUCUCCUGCACGAAGUCGAACGCUGCUUCGCUCCACGGCGCGAACUCCCCCGCUACCGUUUCUCCGGUCUCUCAAGCAACCCCGCUGUUCGCCCGUCAAUGUGGUACUGCCGACGCCUGGCCGAAGGGUCCCGGAAGUGCGCUCGUCCCGCAGGCUCCCACCUCGGAGCUGCGGUCCAUGCUCGCGCGGAUCGAUCCCAGCCGCGUCGAGUCCAUCAUCAGCAAGCUCGUCUCCUUCGGCACGCGCCACACGCUCUCGAACCAGACAGAUCCCGUGCGCGGAAUCGGCGCGGCUCGCGACUGGCUCGCGGCCGAGUUCCGUAGCAUCGCAGCGGGCGCGGCCAAGGGCACGAACGUGACCAUCACCGUCCCGAGCUACAUCCAGCAACCGACUGGGGAGAUUUUGUUCGCGGUCAACAUCAGCGACAUCGUCGCGACGAUCCAAGGCGCGUCCGACCCGAACAGGGUCUACGUCAUCUCGGGGCACUACGACUCGCGCGUGACGAGCAUCGACAACUUCACGGACGAUGCGCCUGGGGCGGACGAUGAUGCGUCGGGCGUCGCGGUCGUCAUGGAGCUAUUGCGCGUUAUGGUUCAGCGUCCGCCGCCCCCUGCGACGAUCGUCCUCACAGCCGUGGCUGGGGAAGAGCAGGGACUGUUUGGCUCGGACUUCCUCGCGCAGACGCUUUUUGACGCAGGGGCGGACGUGCAGGGCAUGUUCACGAACGACAUCGUCGGGAGCGCAAAAGGGGACGACGGCGUCGUCGAUCCGUUCAGCUUCCGCCUCUUUGCCCAGGGAAUGCCGACCACGGACACCCCGUCCCAGGCCGCGACGCGCGAGUCCAUCGGAGGAGAGAACGACAGCCCGGCACGUGAACUCGCAAGGUUCACAAAGGAAGUCGCGACGAACGACGCGACAGGCAUGAACGUGCGCGUCAUAUACCGCGAGGACCGCUUCUUGCGCGGUGGUGACCACGAGCCGUUCCUCGAGCGCGGGUUCCCGGCCGCGCGGUUCACUGAACCGCACGAGAACUUCGCGCAUCAGCACCAGGACGUACGGGUCGACCCUGUCACGGGGCAGCAGUUCGGCGACCUGAUCGAGUUCUGCGAUUUCGACUUCAUCGUGCGCGCAGCCCGUGUCAACGGCGCGGCGCUCUGGUCGCUCGCGCAAGCCCCUGGGACGCCGAAGAACGUGACGAUCGACACCAGCGUGCUGACGAACAACAGCACGCUCGAGUGGACGAUUGGCCAGGACGAGGGUCUGGCGGGGUACGAGGUCGUGUGGCGGGCGACGGAUGCACCACAGUGGACGAACGUGAUCCCUGUGGGAUUGUCAGAAGAUGGGCAACAUGUCUAUACUGCAACUUACGUAGCGCAUAUCCGCGCCAUGUGA